GGCUCCCACGCACGUCUCCCUCCACAGAGACCCCAAAAGCAGGGCCCGUGUCCUGCUGGCAGCCAGCAGGUUGGCUGCCCCCCACGGAAGCCCUCGGUCACGUCUCCCUGCCGCCCGCAGGUCUCUGUUCUGGCCCGCCUGCCUGCACUGGGGCUGCGUGUGCUGCAGCUGCAGAAGUCCUUCGACGGCCAAGCCAUGCUGAAGUCCUCUGUGCGCCUGUACCUGCACGGCCGGGACUUGCCCGUGCGCAAGCAGGAGACUGUACCUGUGCACGUCUUCCCGACCGCUCCUGACGACUUCUGCCUGGAGAACCAGCACCUGCGGGCCUGCUUCUCGGGGCGCUCAGGCCUGCUGCAGAGCCUCCGCCGAGCUGGGGAGGAGCGGGAGCAGAGGGUGAGCAGUGAGUUUCUUGUCUACGGCACCAGAACCUCCAAGGACAAAAGUGGAGCCUAUCUCUUCCUGCCUGAUGGCGAGGCCAAGCCUUACACGCCCAAGGAGCCCCCAGUUGUGCGAGUGACGGAGGGACCCUUCUUCUCAGAGGUUGCCAGCUACUACCAGCACGUCCAGACCGUGGUGCGGCUUUACAAUGUGCCAGGGGUGGAGGGCCUGUCCCUGGACGUGUCUUGCCUGGUGGACAUCCGUGACCACGUCAACAAGGAGCUGGCCUUGCGCUUCAGCACGGACAUCGAGAGCGACGACACCUUCUUCACAGACCUCAACGGCUUCCAGAUCCAGCCCCGCAGGUACCAGCAGAAGCUGCCGCUGCAGGCCAAUUUCUACCCCAUGCCCGCCAUGGCCUACAUCCAGGAUGCGCAGAGCCGCCUGACGCUGCACACAGCCCAGGCCCUGGGGGUCUCCAGUCUCGGCAGCGGCCAGCUGGAGGUGAUCCUGGACCGGCGCCUCAUGCAGGAUGACAACCGGGGCCUGGGCCAAGGGCUGAAGGACAACAAGCGGACCUGCAACCGCUUCCGCCUCCUCCUGGAGCGCCGCGCCACUGCCAACAAGGUGCAGGACAGCCGCCCGGUCAGCUUCCCCUCCCUGCUGAGCCACAUCACCUCCAUGCACCUGAACGCUGAGGCCCUGGUCCUGCCUGUGGCCCAGGAGAAGCCAGCCCCGCCGGCCCUGCGCUCCUUUGCACCCCUUUCUGCCACCGUCCCCUGUGACUUUCACAUCCUCAACCUGCGGACGCUGCAGGCAGAGGACGACUCGCUACCCUCGGCCGAGGCAGCCCUGAUCCUGCACCGCAAAGGCUUUGACUGCAGCCUGGAGGCCAGGAACCUGGGGUUUAACUGCACCACCAGCCAGGGCAAGCUGGCGCUGGGCAGCCUGUUCCGGGGGCUGGAGCUGGGCUCCCUGCAGCCCACCUCGCUGACCCUGAUGUACCCGCUGGGAACGGCCUCCAACAGCACCACCAUCCGCCUGGACCCCAUGGAAAUCGCCACUUUCCGCGUCCGCCUGGGGUAGCGCCUCCCAGGGCGGGAGAGGAGCAGACUGGCUGUGCAGCCACCGAGCCCCGCAGCGCCAGCACAGCCCGGGAGAGACUGGGCCAGGAGGCCCGCAGCAGGCAGGCGGCACUGGGCAGGAGGUGCCGGACCUGCAAAGGCUGCUGCUUUCUUAUUUAUUAGUCCUGUGUUCUCAGAUAGAUUUUGGACAGUGAACUGCUGCGGCGGGGCUGUGUGGAGGCUGCUGAAUGCUGCCUGGUGCAGAGGGUGCGGGCCGGGGGCUCCCCUGAGCGGAGCAGGGCUGGCGAGGCAGCGGGACAGGCUGCUGCUGUGUAAGCACGGCUGCCUGGGAGGUGCCCACCGUGCAGCCCCGGGGCAGGGGCCCUGCUGGCGCCUGGGCUCCCACAGAGCGGCAGGGCAGCAUGUGGGCUGCCAGCGGCCUGGCCGGGCAGGCGCUAUGGACUGGAGACCGAGCUCGCCUGGAGCUUGUAGGAAACAUGAGGCUGUUUCCAGGA
Messenger RNA from Cygnus atratus (black swan), 1957 nucleotides. RefSeq names its product mannosidase alpha class 2A member 2 (gene MAN2A2). Lineage: Eukaryota; Metazoa; Chordata; Aves; Anseriformes; Anatidae. Gene Ontology annotation, cellular component: Golgi membrane. Gene Ontology annotation, molecular function: alpha-mannosidase activity; carbohydrate binding. Gene Ontology annotation, biological process: protein deglycosylation; N-glycan processing; mannose metabolic process. The transcript has 9 exons. The coding region runs from base 196 to 1464 and encodes 422 amino acids. The record is from RefSeq and is a predicted model, not a curated record.